This is a messenger RNA of Musa acuminata AAA Group (dessert banana), 999 nucleotides long. RefSeq names its product proteasome subunit alpha type-5. Gene Ontology annotation, cellular component: nucleus; proteasome core complex; proteasome core complex, alpha-subunit complex. The record is from RefSeq and is a predicted model, not a curated record. The transcript has 9 exons. Bases 145 to 858 code for a protein of 237 amino acids. Lineage: Eukaryota; Viridiplantae; Streptophyta; Magnoliopsida; Zingiberales; Musaceae. Gene Ontology annotation, biological process: proteasome-mediated ubiquitin-dependent protein catabolic process.
UGCGGCCUCUGCCUUGCAUCGCAAGAAGCUCGAGUCGCGAGCCUUUUAUAGUCGCACCGGCGGACCCAAAGAACCCAACGAAGCGUCCGCCGUCGCUGCCCGCUCUUACUCUUGUUUCUUCCCGGCCCUCUCAGAUCCGUUGAGAUGUUCCUCACCAGGACCGAGUACGAUCGAGGAGUCAACACCUUCUCCCCCGAGGGAAGGUUGUUCCAGGUCGAGUACGCCAUCGAGGCCAUCAAGUUGGGCUCGACCGCCAUCGGGUUGAGGACGAAGGAAGGCGUUGUGCUCGCGGUGGAGAAGCGUGUGACAUCGCCCUUGCUGGAACCAAGCAGUGUUGAGAAGAUUAUGGAGAUUGAUGAGCACAUUGGUUGUGCAAUGAGUGGAUUGAUAGCUGAUGCACGGACUCUUGUAGAACAUGCUCGUGUUGAAACUCAGAAUCACAGGUUUUCAUAUGGUGAGCCAAUGACGGUCGAGUCAACUACCCAAGCACUGUGUGAUCUUGCUCUUCGAUUUGGUGAAGGAGAUGAAGAAUCCAUGUCACGACCUUUUGGAGUCUCUCUUCUGAUUGCUGGUCAUGAUGAGAAUGGACCCAGCUUGUACUACACAGAUCCGUCUGGUACAUUCUGGCAGUGUAAUGCAAAAGCAAUCGGGUCAGGAUCCGAAGGAGCUGAUAGCUCUCUACAAGAGCAGUACAACAAGGACUUAACCCUUCAAGAAGCUGAAACUAUUGCUCUUUCCAUCUUGAAGCAAGUCAUGGAGGAAAAGGUGACCCCAAACAACGUUGACAUUGCAAAGGUUUCUCCUACUUAUCAUCUGUACACACCCACUGAGGUUGAAGCUGUAAUUGCUCGCUUAUGAAUGCCGUGCUUGUCAUCCAUACACACCUUCUGAGCUCGGGGUUGUCGAUCACUUGCUUAUGAAUGUUUUGAAUACUCUGUUAAUUCUAUUUAGCAUUUAAACGAUAACUUAGUCGGACCUCAACUCGAUUUUUCUACUUUA